UGGGACAGCCACCGACCUGCUCCUGACUUCGAGCCGAUCACAUCACAGGCCCUCCCUUCCCCCUUUCCCCGUACCGCCCUCCAACAUCAGGCGUCGUGCUACAGGCACUCACACACCGCUCGCGACGUGUCGAUGCUAGCAAUCUCAGCUCGCAGGACCGCUGUCGUUCGCAACCGGUUACCGCAGCUACUCAGGAGCAGUAUGUCGACCUCUACGUCUGAUGCACAGGUGGCUGGUGAGGAAGGGCCUGUGGCGAGGUCUAUCAAAACAAAGCUCUCCUCCGCUUUACAGCCCUCGGAGCUCACGGUCACAAACGAUUCCUGGCAGCACCGUCACCAUGCCGCAAUGAGGGCGCAGGGCGGAGGUUCUGGAGAGACUCAUUUCUCCAUCCAAGUCGUUUCAGAACAGUUUCGGGGCAAGACAACAAUGCAGCGUCACAGGUUGAUAUAUUCUACGCUCUCCGAGGAACUCUCUCAGGGCCUACACGCGCUUUCCCUGAAAACAAAGACACCGGAGGAGGUGCAAUCACAAGGCGCUGCAUGAACAGCGUGAAACCCAUUAUGGCGUCGCAAGCUGCUCCGAAUGCUACUUGGGCUCACAUACGUCGUAGUAUGCCUUGCGCUAUGCGAUCUUCGGCCGUGACCGACCCAAUAUCAUGGAGGCAGUC
Messenger RNA from Fomitopsis serialis, 667 nucleotides. Its product is annotated as bola-like protein-domain-containing protein. The record is from RefSeq and is a predicted model, not a curated record. NCBI's taxonomy places the organism in Eukaryota, Fungi, Basidiomycota, Agaricomycetes, Polyporales, Fomitopsidaceae. The transcript has 4 exons. Bases 133 to 543 code for a protein of 136 amino acids.